This is a messenger RNA of Culicoides brevitarsis, 2640 nucleotides long. It is a transcript of the gene GABA-B-R1, whose product is annotated as gamma-aminobutyric acid type B receptor subunit 1. The coding region runs from base 63 to 2423 and encodes 786 amino acids. The record is from RefSeq and is a predicted model, not a curated record. Gene Ontology annotation, biological process: G protein-coupled receptor signaling pathway; gamma-aminobutyric acid signaling pathway. The transcript is spliced from 17 exons. NCBI's taxonomy places the organism in Eukaryota, Metazoa, Arthropoda, Insecta, Diptera, Ceratopogonidae. Gene Ontology annotation, molecular function: G protein-coupled GABA receptor activity. Gene Ontology annotation, cellular component: membrane; G protein-coupled receptor heterodimeric complex.
UUGUAAUAUAAUUUGACAGUUCGCACUCUCAUUGUUUGAAAAGACGAAAUUUUUGGGCAAAAAUGAGGUGUAUAUUUUUCGUUUUAUUUUUUAUCCUGGAACGAUGUCGAGCUGAGGACUUGCAUGUUGGAGGCAUUUUCCCGAUCGGAGGCACUGGUGGUUGGCGUGGAGGACAAGCUUGCAUGCCAGCCGCCCAAAUGGCGUUCGAGGACGUGAAUAAGCGGGAUGACCUGCACAAAAGAUUUGGAUAUCAGUUGAUACUCCAUAGUAAUGACAGUGAGUGCGAGCCUGGACUUGGGGCGAGUGUCAUGUACAAUUUAUUGUAUAAUAAGCCACAAAAAUUGAUGUUACUCGCUGGUUGUAGUACUGUCUGUACAACAGUCGCUGAAGCAGCGAAAAUGUGGAAUUUAAUAGUUUUAUGCUAUGGAGCGUCAUCGCCUGCCUUAUCAGACCGUUCACGUUUCCCAACACUGUUCAGAACUCAUCCGUCUGCUACAGUGCACAACCCGACUCGCAUUAAACUGAUGCAAAAGUUCGGGUGGUCCAGAGUUGCCAUUCUCCAGCAAGCAGAAGAAGUUUUUAUAUCAACUGUUGAAGAUUUGGAAAAUCGUUGCAAAGAAGCCGGCGUGGAAAUCGUUACACGACAAUCAUUUUUAUCGGAUCCUACCGAUGCUGUUAGAAAUUUAAGGAGACAAGAUGCCCGUAUCAUCGUUGGACUUUUUUACGUAGUGGCCGCUCGCCGUGUUUUAUGCGAGGUUUACAAACAACAGCUUUAUGGCUCCGCUUACGUAUGGUUCUUCAUUGGAUGGUACGAGGACAAUUGGUUCGAAGUCAAUUUAAAGAGUGAAAAUAUCUCAUGUACUGCCGAACAAAUGAGAGAAGCUGCCGAAGGACAUCUCACCACAGAAGCUCUUAUGUGGAAUCAGAAUGUCGAACAAAAAACUAUUUCUGGCAUGUCUUCUGAAGAUUUUAGAUUAAGACUGAAUAAGGAACUCAUAAAAAAUGGCUAUGAUAUUAGUCAUAAUCGCUAUCCUGAGGGCUAUCAAGAGGCUCCAUUGGCUUACGAUGCAGUUUGGUCGGUAGCGCUUGCAUUUAACAAAACCAUCGAAAAGAUGCAGGAUAAAGGCAAAGGUCUCAAAAGCUUCAAUUACAAUGACAAAAACAUCGCUAACGAAAUUUACAGUGCCAUGAACUCAACAUCCUUCUUAGGAGUUUCCGGAGUUGUUGCUUUCUCAUCUCAAGGUGACCGUAUUGCCUUGACCCAAAUUGAGCAAAUGAACGACGGACAAUAUCGAAAACUCGGUUACUACGAUACUCAAGCUGACAAUCUCACAUGGUUCGACGAAGAAAAGUGGCCAAACAACAAAGUGCCCCAAGAUCGUACAGUGAUAAAACGCGUUUUGCGAACUGUUUCGUUGUCACUUUUCAUAUGCAUGAGCUGCGUUUCCGGAUGUGGCAUCUUGAUCGCGUUGAUUUUGAUCAUUUUUAAUAUUGUUAAACGGAAUCGCAGAGUAAUUGCCUCGUCACAUCCAGUUUGCAAUACAAUUAUGCUAGUAGGUGUCAUCACGUGCUUAAUUUCCGUCAUUUUGCUUGGCAUUGACGGACAAUUUGUGGAUCCGGAAAGCUUUACUAUGGUUUGUCAAGCACGCACUUGGCUACUCGCUAUUGGCUUUACGCUCGCUUAUGGCGCGAUGUUUAGCAAAGUUUGGAGAGUACAUCGCUUUACUACGAAGGCAAAAACUGAUUCUAAAAAAAAAGUGGAGCCUUGGAAAUUAUACACAAUGGUGUCUGGCUUGUUAGCUGUUGACUUAAUAAUUCUCCUUACGUGGCAAUUAGAAGAUCCUCUCGAACGAAAACUCGAGAUAUUUCCGUUGGAAGAUCCGGGAAUACAGUCGGAAGACAUCAAAAUUAUGCCAGAACUCGAACAUUGCGAGAGCCAAAAUCAUUCCGUGUGGUUAGGAAUAAUUUACGGCUUUAAAGGGCUGAUUUUGGUGUUUGGACUGUUCCUUGCGUACGAAACGCGCUCUAUCAAGGUGAAGCAAAUCAAUGAUUCGCGUUACGUUGGCAUGAGCAUUUACAACGUGGUUGUUCUCGCAAUUAUCACUGCGCCCGUAACGAUGGUGAUAGCAUCGCAGCAAGAUGCAUCCUUUGCUUUUGUGUCUUUAGCCGUCAUUUUCUGCUGUUUCCUCAGUAUGUUGCUCAUAUUUGUUCCAAAAGUGAUCGAAGUGAUUAAUAACCCGUCUGAUAAACUUGAUACAAAAUCCAGCACCGAUACCGGCAUUUCGAAAGAAGACGAGGAACGUUAUCAGAAGCUGUUGAGCGAGAAUGAAGAGCUUCAACGAUUAAUAUCACAGAAGGAAGAAAAAAUUCGAAUAUUACGACAGAGACUUUCGGAUAGCGAUCCAACAACGAGAAAAACCUAAAUUUUUUAACUGAUAACAAAAAGACAAUUGUGAAAGCUCAAAUAAAACUUUAAUAAAUUUAGUUCAAUUAAUAAAAAAUACAAUUUAAUAGUUAUUAAAUAUAUAUAUUUAUUUUAGACGAAUGUAACCUCAUGUACCUUUAUAGUUUAAAAAUUUGUAAUUUUAGGAAAAAUGUUAGAUUCUAAAUAAAUGGCAUAAAAUUAGUUUAAUAUCCAUG